AUGGGUUUUUACUGUAAAAGCAGUGCCGGUGACGACGUCCAACGUUCCAUUGAGUUGCUAGAUCGGGUGCUUUCCGAAUUCGAUGAUGUGGAAAAUGCGAAUCAGGUUCAGAACAUACAACAAAUUACGACGUCGACUCCUCAGCUACGCCAUCGCACGACCGCCGCCAACACUACCGCCGCCGCCACCCCCGACGACGAGAGCCCGUCCCUCGGCCACCAGUCGGAGGACGACGGCUACAUGAGUAUGAACGGCAGAAAAGCCAAAUUCAACUUGGCGUUUAAGCCCCUAGCCGAGCAUCACGAACCGCCCCUGAUGAGGCCAGGCGACCCCGACGACUUCCCGCCUCCGCCGGAGGAGGCGCAAAGGUUAAUAGCCACGUUGUUGCCAAAGGUAUCGCCAACCCAUCGUCCCAAAUCGCGGAACAGCAGUGGCGGAGGCAUGAGGAACCAUCGUUCGUUCCCGAUGACGCAACUGCCUCCCAGGAUGGACACAAUUCCUCCACCACAAAGGUUCCAGAACGAAUGCAACAAUGUCGCCAUCAACGGCCUACCGGACCCUAUUCACACUGCCACGCAGACGACAUUGCCAAAAACAAAACAUCAACGUCCAUAUGGUUGGGAAAACAACGAUUUUACGUUGAAUCCACCACCACCGCCCCCGGGUUACCGUUUCGGCAGCUUACCAUAUCAACAUGGUAUUUAUCCGAUCACAUCACCCACUAGGAUGCCUCCUAGGACCGUGCCUACAGCUUUAGAGCGUCAUAGGGAAGUCAAAAGACAUGGAAGUGAAAACAACCUCUCAAGUGAUCUAGAUGACCCACCAGCCUUAAGACCUCUCAGUGAAUUAGCAGAUGACGAGCAUUUCUCCGAUGAUUCAUUAGAAGAAAUGUUACCCCCGCCUCCUCCUCCAGCUUGUAAUAAAAGAGCAAGCAUCGCUUGGGAAGUGCCCUUAGAUGAUGACGCUCUGCUGACUCCAGGUCCUCUUACAGGUAGUACUAAAGUAAUUGGUAGAAGAAGAAGAAAAUCCGGUUCAUAUUCUAGUACCAGUUCCAUACCUAAUAGGUUAAAAGAACUAGAAGAUUGGCCUGAUCCACCUCCUUGUACGACUGAGGAUGAAGUUACUUCGCCUUUUUCGGACUCGGAUGACCAUCUUAUGUUACCACCCGAAUUGAACAGUGCAAAUAUAUCAGGAAACAGCACUUAUAUCAUAAGAAGGGGAAAGAAAGAUCGAAAAACACUACAGAACGUCGGCAGCUCUUUAACCUCAAACUCCUCUCUGAACUCUCGCCUCAGUUCAGAACUCAGCAUACCAACGAGCAGAUUCAGUAUGGACCUCAACGCCCGCCUGAGUCGUGAUCUCCAAACACCAAACUCUAGGUACAGCGUCGAUCUGAGUACCCCCCACUCCCGCCUCAGUCAAGAACUGAAUUCUCCAAAGUCUAGAUUCAGUUUAGAUUUGAACAAUUCGAGAAUUCUGAGCCAGGAAUUGAGCUCUUCGCCGUCAAGGUUGAGCAUAGACUUGUCUAGCAGCACAAGGUCAAGUACUCCAAGCAAACACUGUAACGACAUGAAAAAGCAUAGCACCACCUUCGAUAACAUAAAAUCUUUAAUGCGCGAGGGAAUAAUCCAAAACUUGGACUCUCCGAAGGAGGAGUGUACUGCAGAUUUGAAUCCAGCCACAUCUCCCAUAGUACGAGUAGUAUCUCUCCCUAGCUUGGACGCCGACGAGUUCACUCCUAGACGUGAGUUGGAUGUAACAGUAGAAGAAGAAGAAGAAGUUGAGAGUUCGCAGCCUAGUGCUGAGAUUUCACCAUUGAGAAAAAUCGAACAGAGCAUCAGUGAGCUGUUGGAGAGGCGAGAUAUUGAGGUUGUACAAAAUGAACAGUUUGUGUUGAACGGCGUGGAAAAUCUGAAUAAGGACAAGAGGAAAGCUCCGUCCAAACCUACUCGUGAAAUGAGACAUAAAAAUGAUUUGCAGAAGUCGAGUAGUCACAAUGAGAUACAGAAGUCAGAGGAGUAUUAUAGGCAACUUUUGAUGGAAGCUGGUAAUCCGUUUCCCAAGCGAAAUGGCAUCCAAAAAUCAGAAAGUGCCAAAGAGAUGCUCAUCGCCCAUCGCGAACCUCGACCUUUACCGACCUCCACGUCUGCGGACUUUCCCGUUCGGGUGGAGGUGUUGCAGCAUGACUUUCCUCCGUUGCCACCCUCGCCUGUCGAAGAAGACGAGGACGAGUAUACGGAGAUCCUCCAUCCGGUCAUGAAAACAAGAGCCGACACGCUGCCAAUCAGUAAUGAACAACCUGUAGUGCCUCCACAUCGAGAACCCAUUUCAAAUAGUCUUAAGACAAGAUCGAUGGAUGUUAAUUAUAAUAGAGGUAGAAGAAGUAAUUUUUUCACGUCUUCGAACAGAAACAUUCCCCCCGAACGUCGAACGCUUCCCACAGAUAUCCAGGACAAGCGACGACCAUAUCAAAAAAGGGCGUCGCAGAGCCCCCAGGAGGAGCAUCAUUUGCAGACUUCGUGUAGUCUGCCUGAAACUCCAAUUUUUGCCAGAGGUUGUGAUAUUCCAAGAACUCCACAUCGGAGAGCGCCUGACGUGCCUGGUGGAAAUCAAACUGCACCAAGGCAAAGUAACACAAUAGGUAGCCUCAACACCAUUGGCACAACUUCUUCGGGCUACCGUCGCGGUCUCUCCCAAACGGGUCUCGAACAAGCCAUCGUCGGAGCAGAGCUUCUUCGACUUGCGGGAGGCCCAGGACGAGGCUGGUACCCCAAGCAGAGGCAUCGAAGGCCGGCGUCCAUCGAACAUUUGGAUCGGACGGCAACGGGACACAAUCCGUGGGAGACCUCGUCGAAUAGGAAACCGUUAACAUUACCCCCGAACCUCACCCCCAAGUUUUUCCAUAGGUCACCUAGAGACGCAUUGAGAAGAGUGACAAGUUUGCUGAUUAAAAAAGGAAACAAUGGCAAGGAGCCAAGAAAAGAUAAGGAUGUCGUCUCGCCGACCAUUCACGAAAACGCUAACGGUGAAGAAGUCCAUAAGAAGAAAGGAUUCUUCAAAAACUUCUGGAAACGAUCACGGCACUAUUCUUUAGAACAACAAUAGUAGUUUUCCCCGUAUAUAGCAUAUUUUUUGUGUACAUUUUAUAUACCUAACAAUAAUUUAAUAAUUCUAACCGAUAGUAUUACUAUUUGUAUGGCUAAUGAAAAUAACCUAAAAGCACUCAGAAUCAUUAUAAUAUAUUGGUCAACUGUGGAAGAUUUGAAUCAAGGAAACAUUCUCACCGGGUUGGAUUUGGGUGUCAUCCUUUGCCUAGUACUGCGUAGUGCUGGAUGCUGACUCAUGAAUAAUAUUUUUGGAUUUCGGUCCCAUGCGGAUCACUUAUCAUGGCCAUACAGUGCAAUCAGUUUACAAAUGAACUUACAACUCCUAGAAUAUGAAAAAACCUCAUUUUUUUCUUUCAUAGGUUUCAUUGAGAAAGCUUAACGCACUUUUAUAAGCCUCAAACGUCUAUCAAAAUAUUACACAACUGCAGCAAAAUGUUCUCACGUCUUUGAAAUCCCUUCUACAACAAAUUCUUCUAUUAAACAAUUAUUCUAUUAUGUGCGUUUGAACAGAGCACGCCAUAUAAUAUGUGAUGUCUUCUUGUUUGUGUUUCCGGUGGCAUCGACAUGGACUACUGUGGUCAUUUUUCCUAAUGUCAUGUGUAUUCUAUGUUCAUAACUCCUCGUGUCACUUGUGGAGCAUCAUGGCUCUUCACAUUCUCGUUAGCCAUGUAGCUUUGCAGAUUCAACCCAACUUCAACUAGAUAUAUUCUCGUGAAGAAACAUUCUGGACAAAGUUGGGUUUGAACUCAGGAUCUUUGGAUCGUGAUUUAGGUAUAUCACCACUGCGCCAUUUUACCGCUGGAUGUCUUGUUUUCUUACAUUCUGUUUCCAUAACUUCCUUUUCAAAGUUUCAGACUAUGUUCUGUUUUUUGACAUUCAUAUACAUGGAAGCCAAAUUAUAGCCAAUUAUACCCAAAUGAAUUACACAGUAUGGUAACAAAUGAAUUGGAUACUGAAAAUAAUAAUAUUGAAGGAUUUGAUUGAUUCAUGAAACCAUUAGGAAUCAAAAGGAAUAGGCAACAUAUUCUCCUGCCCCCCUGGGACUCUUACUAUAACCUAACCUAACCCACAGCGCAAACCGUGUUUUGGACACACGCUUCUUUCUCCUCUCUUCGCAUGACUCAGUAUUUAGUGUGCGAUCGACACAUACUGUUGACAGUGAGCAUAUAACCUAAAACUAUCACCGCUUUUGAAAGUGAUUAUAGAAAUUUGAUGAAACAAGCAGAAGAUGAUCCUCCGAACAUUUUUCUUUACUUAACGUUGGAACUUUCAAUUUUGUCGUUUGACAAAUAGGAACCAUCCUUCAACAAGCAAUCAUUCCCUUUGUAUUGGGACUACAGACACCAUAAACCCAUCACUCUUUUUUAUAAGCUACAUUUCUACUGGAAAUUAUUUUUUCGAGAAAAUACCUACUUUUUGAUUUAUUUCAGUAUCGAAUAAGGUAUUGACUUUCAGGAAAAACUUUAUAUAACAGGAGUUGCUUACAAUUAGUCAAUCUAUAUCCAAUCCCAGACUGAUUUUCAAUGAAACAUAUUUCACCCUCGAGAAGGGGUGACAUUCACUCUCCAGGGUAAAAGCAACCCCCGGUACAGGGUUGACUUUGUAGUAGAGGAUAAAUAUGACCUUUAUCGACAAUUUAAUGAUAAUUGUACUGUUUGACAAAAUUGAAUGGGAAAAAUGUCAUUGACUGGAUAAUCAAUAUUUAUUCGGUGAACUUCAAGUGGGAUAUGAAAGAAUAACGCUGUAAAAAGUUUAACAAAUCAUUUCAAGCAUUUUUAAUACAAAUGUAUUGCAAAUUUUGACUUAUGUCACUCUGACAACUGAAACUGUGGAUCCAUAUCUUAUUCUUUUAAAGCAGUGGCAAACUUAAAAUCCAACCCAUAUGAAAUAACCUCAUGAACCAGAAAUCUUCCACCACUUGAUUCGGUAUGCUGGACGUGUCGUUAAAAAUCACCCGGAGUUUUCACUUUUCUUCACUCUGGUCGGUUUGGGACGGACACAUUGUAGAUGUAGAUAUUACUAAUUUAUUACGUGUAAUAAAAAAUUCUAGCAAG
Messenger RNA from Leptinotarsa decemlineata (Colorado potato beetle), 5161 nucleotides. RefSeq lists its product as uncharacterized. Lineage: Eukaryota; Metazoa; Arthropoda; Insecta; Coleoptera; Chrysomelidae. The record is from RefSeq and is a predicted model, not a curated record.